UUUUUUUGUGAGUUUUGUUCUGGGUUUUCUAUGUUUUUUUGUUGUGUUUGUUUGUGUUUUAGAAAGUUUUAAUUCUUCACUUUGCUUGUUCACUUUUGUUUUUUUAAUUAAAACUUUUAGAUAUUCAAUGAAUUCAAGUUUCAACGGCAACAUAAAACUUAAUGAUUCAAGUCAAAAUAUAAGGUAUAGACCUGAAUCGUCGCCGCCUGAGGAAUUGAUGGAUUGUUUGUUGCCUGAUGCUUCUACUUCUACUAGUCAAAAUGUAGAUACUCGUGGACCUAAAGUUUAUCCUAUAGAUCAAGAUGUACCGAAGACUUUCUUUCAAACUCCAAAACCCGUUGUUAGACCUACACUUCCUGACCAAAUUUGUGUGAACAGUGAAAUGACAAAGUUCCAUAAACCAUCUCUGCCGGUGAUUAAAAAACAGCUUGAACAACUUCGAAAUAAACUUAGCGAGAUUCCAAACGUUGAAUGGAGACGUCAUAUUGACCAUUUAAUAACAUUAACUAUACAACAACAAUCAGAUAUAGAUUUACUUCGUACUUGUUCUUUAGGAUAUGAACAAUGGGCUAGUGGGCAAUUAAAGAAGUUUGGCAGUUUAUUGUGUGAACAUGCAAAUUUGACUUUUCAAAAGAAGAAAUUGGAAGAACACGAAAAACUUGUAGUAAAGGAGAAGAAUGUUAUAGAAAGUAAAGUUGACAUUUUGGAGAAGGAAAGGAAAAGAUUGGAAGGUGAAGUUAAAGACUUGAGGCCUUACAAGGAAAAAUAUAAGGAUUCGCUUAAAGAAAUGGAAAGGUUAAAAUCUUCUAAUGAGACAUUUAAAAAAACAGUCAAAUUAAAUGAAGAAAAAUUAUCCAAAACAAAUGAAUUGACAAAAAAUCAAUCUUUAAUUGAAGCUGAAAGAAAUAAUUUAAAAAAACAAUUAGAGGAUUUACAAAAUAAAGAAAAUGGGAAAAUUAAAGAAUUGGAAGAAAAAUAUAGUUUGGCACAAAAAAGAAUAAAAGUUUUGUUGACUGAAUUUAAAUGUGAAGAUGAAAAGAAGGAUAAUUCUGAUGAAAGUGCUCUUAAACAAAAAAUUAGUGAAUUGGAAGAAAAACUCGCUAAAGAAAAGAAAUUGAGGACUAUGGAAGUUAAAACGAAUUCUUCAAGUGAGAAUAAUGACCCACAUGAUGGUUUGUCCCGCACGACGAAGCGAGAACUUUCCUUGCGUGAUGCUGAGAUAAACCGACUUAAAGUUGAAUGUGCAGAGAAGGCAGAAGAAAUAAUUGAGUUAAAAUCGCAAAUUGAUGAAGCAAAACAUACCAAGAUGGAGUUGCGUGAGAAACUUAGACGCAAAAAAGAAGAGGCACAAACAGCAAGAAACGAACUCAAAGUUGAACAAGAAAAACGGGAAAGCCUUGAACAACGACUGAAUGAUAUGGAGGAAAAACUCAAACUUAAGAGCAAAUCCAUGCGUGAAGAUCAAAAUAUCGAACAAAAAAAGACUGAAACUGUUUUCCCUUCAAACAAAUUAAUAAAAUCUAGGAUUAAUGAAAUAACAACCAAGAAGAAUCUGAUGGAGAAGGCUAUACACCUUUUUGCUGAUAAGCAAUGUGGUAAAUGUGUGACUUUACAAGAAGAACUUGGUGUUCUACAACAAAAAUUAAAUGUUUCAGUUCAACAGGAGAGUCACGAUGCAUUAAACAAUUUGUCAAAGAGCGAUAAGGAUGGUUGUAAGGCAAAAGUUCACGCGGAAAAGCCUUCAGCAAAAGAGAUGCCAGUCAGUAUCCCCGCUAACACUAUUGAAAAGGGGCAAACUUCCAAGAGAAAAGCUUCAGAGAGUGACUUAGAACCAAACAAAAAGCGACAAAAAAAGAAAAAAUCCGAUUUGCAAAAAGAUACUCAACAGCAAAAGGUUAAUCAAUCGCUGUCUACAAACACAUCAGAUUCCCAAAACGAUGUUAAUCCGACGCCAUUAGUUAGCAAACAACAGUCUUCUGAAAAACAAAAAAGCAUCCAAAAUGAAACAACCCCGACUGUCGUUCAGAAGAUCACUGAGCCGCAAAAAGAAGCCCAGCAGAGUUUUAAAUUGUCAAAGACUUCUGAGCAGCAAAAAACAAAGGAGCCACCUAAAAUCGUUCAGAAAACUUCUGAGCCGCAAAAGAUCAGUCAAAAGGAUCCUCCUCCACCACCUAAGAACGUUCAAAAAACAGUUGAUUCAAAGAAGGAUGUCCAACAGACUUCAAAACCUAUUCAACAAACAGCACCAGUUGCUAAAGUUAUUCAACAACAACCCUCAACAUCUCAAAAAUCAUUGCCGCAAAAGCCUGUGGAACAACAACAAUCGCCAGUUAUUAAACAAGUUGAUGCUAGCAGUAUUGCUUCUCGUAUUGUGACUUCAUUUAUGAUGUUUAUUGGCGAACCUUGUAACGUGAAUAAUGAUGCUCGUGUUCUUAUUCCUGACUUUCUCAAGCGUUAUGGACUUCCUCCUAAUCAUUUAAUUGGGACACAACUUGCAGUAAUUGCUGAAGAGGCACAGAAAGCAAAAGAGGAAAGUAUGGUUAAAUAG
Meloidogyne enterolobii is the source of this 2548-nucleotide messenger RNA. The record is from the annotation of a GenBank genome assembly. Lineage: Eukaryota; Metazoa; Nematoda; Chromadorea; Rhabditida; Meloidogynidae.